Moneuplotes crassus is the source of this 589-nucleotide messenger RNA. The record is from the annotation of a GenBank genome assembly. Lineage: Eukaryota; Ciliophora; Spirotrichea; Euplotida; Euplotidae.
UUUAUAUUGAAAAUUGAGUUAUUAAUAUUAAAAUGACAGAAUAUCCCGAUAUACCCACAGAGCCGAACCAAGCGUUAUUAUGCAUAAACUUCUUACUGAUCAUUGCAAUGGUGGGGAACUUUGUUUAUAUGCUAAAAACACUUCCGUUAAUAGAGACCUUAUUGCCUGCUCAUUUGGUCAUUAUUUUGCCCAGUGUUCUGUAUCACUUAUUCCCAGAUCUACGCUCAAACAUAUGGUAUAGCUUGGUCAGUCAUCUACUUUGUAUUAUGACAUUGUUGAUUGUUGCAGCUGGAAUAGCGUUUUAUAUCUGGUUUGAUGAUGGCCAACUGAGAAAAGUUGUCAAGUACUUUGGUCUUCAAAUCUUUCUCCCAGCUUCAGUUAUGGCCAUCAGCCUUUUGCUAUUAAUGGAUUAUGGCCACUCGCCAGUGUUAUAUUCUGUUCCUACAUUGGAUAAAAAUGGAGAAGUUAUUGGCUUUGUUUCUAAUCAGUUCAUUCAAAAGGCUGGUGAAAAUACAAUCUAUUCUUUUCAAGGAAAUCUUAGUUCUCCAAGCUUUCAACAGAUUUAGAUAUUAAAGAUUUCAAUUCGUCA